AGUUUUGACACCACAAAACAACGUCCUUAUGAAUUAAUUAUUUCCGAGUGAAUCCUUGUCAACAUAUUCCCUACAUGAUCCGUUCCCAUAUCAACAAACCACAACCAAGCAAAUUCUUUUGUUUUCUCCCAUCAUCCAUAUUCACUAAUCUCAUGUUUACAUAUAUAUAGAUAUGCAUUACGUGCGAGUAUGUCGCUUCUUUAAUUGUUGUUCUUAACAGUUCGAGUGACAAAAUGUUGAAAUCCCCACUUUGUUGCUGCGAGUUAUCUUUAGAAUCGAUGAGCCUAGCUUUUGCUGGCACCAAAAGACAGAAUGUUUUGGGACGACGCGAUUCCAUCAAAGUUUCUGCGGCAAAAUCCGGGAAUUUCUCUCUUGGUUCGAUAUUCAAAAGUUGCGAGACUUGUGGAGCCAAAGGAGCAAUUGAGUGUCCCGGUUGCAAGGGAACAGGUAAAAAUAAGAAGAACGGAAACAUUUUUGAGAGGUGGAAAUGCUUCGACUGUCAAGGAUUUGGUAUGAAGAGUUGUCCUAAAUGCGGCAAGGGAGGGUUGACGCCUGAACAGAGAGGGGAAAGAUAAAAGUUUACUAUUUGUUUCUCUUGCACAAGUUUAAUUUUGUGAUAUACUUUUUAGAAUUACGCAUCUAAAAACUCCCAUCCGUGCAAACUUAUCAAAUUAUCCACAAGCGAGACGAGACAUUUUUAACUCAACCAUUCAAUAGUAGUAUUUUACAACGUUUGGCGUUUUGAGGUUUGCGUUUCGCGUUUGACAUCUGGCA
Molecule: messenger RNA, 774 nt
Organism: Thlaspi arvense
Lineage: Eukaryota; Viridiplantae; Streptophyta; Magnoliopsida; Brassicales; Brassicaceae
Source: the annotation of a GenBank genome assembly